UCAUAGUUCCUACGUUGUAUUGUAUUUUUACGUCAUAAUUGUAUUUUUGUAAACUAUAAAUAUUAUUAGUACUGCUCUGGGUGACAUUUCAAUGAGUAUAUGUUUAAUGUACCCAACUUCCGUCACUUAAUAAAUUUAGCCACGUUUAGCAAGUAAUCGCAGAAACAUGUUGAAUCAAAAUCAUCCAAUUUUGAAUACUAUAGACACAUAUAUUGAACCUGUUUUGAAGCGCGUUCUGCAAUUUCAGAAGUUUGGCGUAUGUUGCGGUAAAGUAGAAUUGAAUUUAAUAAUGUCCAGCUGUGGAAAGUCGAAAGGUGACCGUUUCAAUCUGUCAAUACCCUACGCUGGUCAGACACUUUCUUGGAACGUUCUGUUUGACUCUCAGUAUCCUGAGUUAGGCCCAGAUUUUUCAUUUGGCGACGAGUUGUUCUUAUUGGACCCAGAUGUAGACAUUUUAGCCACAGAUGUACCUAGUCUUGUCAAAUGGGACCCCAUGGAUCCCGAUUCGCUUUUGACUGUCAUUAUUGAACUCGUCCUAACUUAUAAAAAAUAUCAGAUAGACCAACUUGCUAAACAUGGUCAGCGUCUUCAAUUGGAGUAUUACAAGCUUAUCAAUGAAACCGAAGUAUGUACGGAAGAUGUGGAAGUGAUAUUGCUACCGUCGACCAUUAAACCUAAGGAAGCGAGGUUUCUCAUUCGAAUGGCAAUGGAUUUUUCUAAAUUACCAGCUCGGAGCAGUCGGCCACACAACGAUGCAGCAAUGUUACUCGUUACUUUCAUCGGACCCGAAUGGACUCGUAAAAUUCCGCAAUUAUUUCUUUCUAAAAGUUUGGAGGAAGCAUUUGGUGGAUCGACUGCUCUUCACAUCCCACCUUUCCCACCUGAAAAGUAUUUGAUGAGUUAUGUUCUCGAAGUAAAAAAAUUCAUGAAAGAGAAGAUAAACUUUUUGGCGCUGUGUUGUGACAGAAAAAAGAGUUUUAUUUCAUCGUUACUACUCCUACAGCAUGGAAGUGUAAUAGAGUACGAUGCGAUCGAGUUCACUCAGAUCUCGAUUCUUAUGGAACAUCGUGACUUCUACUUCAUGAUUCAUUUCCACCUUCCUGCGAGGUUUCCGAAAGAACAGCCACAGAUCACAUUGCAGUCUAUAUACCACAUGACGUCACAAGGAAAGUUGUACAGUGAAUUAGUGGAAGACGUUCCAUACAGUCCUCGAUGGGAACCCAUUCAGAUGGUGACGAGAGCACUCUCACACAUAAUCGACAACGAGGUUCAAAAGUUUCAAGCAAACUCUGUCCGAAACAGUCACUUCUAAUUUCUUGCUCUGUGAUAUCUACGGCUUGUUACACAUGGCGUAUA
Orussus abietinus is the source of this 1356-nucleotide messenger RNA. Its product is annotated as BRISC and BRCA1-A complex member 2-like. The coding region runs from base 167 to 1312 and encodes 381 amino acids. Lineage: Eukaryota; Metazoa; Arthropoda; Insecta; Hymenoptera; Orussidae. Gene Ontology annotation, cellular component: BRCA1-A complex; BRISC complex. Gene Ontology annotation, biological process: double-strand break repair. The record is from RefSeq and is a predicted model, not a curated record. The transcript has 4 exons.